GUUUUUGUGUCCUACCAAACACACAUCAGUUUUCUCACAUGACAAUCUAUGUGUGGAGUUCACUUCACUGACGGAAGAAAGUGGAAAAUAUGUAUUUUUCUUUUAUUCUUCUCAUUUAUGCUGCCGGUGUUGCGGUUAAAGAAAGUUGUGCAGAUUUGGUUCCCACUCCCACUAUUUUAUUGUCCCCUGGGUACAUCAAUGUAGCUACACCUGUUACAGUACGCUGUGAGUCACCAAAAGGCACAGAGUGCAAAUUCUACAAAGAUCACGACCCCAACCCUAUAAGGAAACUGGAAUACAAGCAGGGUGCUUGCCAGUUCAAGUUGUUCUGGAAUGAGUUCAAAAGGUGGAAGAAGACUGAAGUAGAUCUCAGCUGUGUAAUUCUACAGAACAGAGAAGAUGAAACGAUCAAAACCUCAAAACGUAGUGAUGCUCGAAGACUUAAUGUGGGUGAUCCAAUUGGAAAGCCCAGUGUUCAUGUGUUGAAGAUUGGGAAAUACCUCAAUCUUCGAUGUGAGGCCAAGGCUGGCACCUCUUGCUACUUUUAUCUGAACAAUGGUGACUCACACUUUAAAAAACUACCCUACAAAGACAAUGUCUGUGUGGGGAGAGUGGCAGAAGAGGAACUGCAGAGGAAGAGGAGCAGUGCUGGAGAGAUCUUCAUCACCUGUGCUGUGGAGCUGGUGGUAGAGGGUGAAGAUACUGUGACAUCACAGCAUAGUGAACCCCUCGGUAUCACCAUAGAUGUUAUAAAUCCUCCAGGAGCUACUAGUUCCCCAUCAACGUUCAGUUUAAUCAUAACUGGUCAGGAGAAGACAAGCAGCAAUGUCACACCCCAAGGAAAAGAAUCCAUCUCAGAGAUCUCCUUCUACCAGUAUACCAGUCUUCGUGCUGUUGUCUAUGCUAUCAUUCUGUCGAUGGAAUUUGUUCUGUGUCUUCUCUGGUAUAGACGUGGUGCAUGCCUUCUCAUACUCAUACACAAAUUGUAACGGAUCUAGGAACUUCAUUUGAUUACUCUUUUGUUUCUGAGAUUUUUCCUGCACGAAAUUAGAAUUUUCACAGCAGGAAACUCAAACUUGCAGUGCAUUUGAGCUUUAAAAAUACUUCUAAAGUUUGUAAUUUCUACUUUGAAAUGUCAGACUUGACUUGCCCUAAAAGAAAUGUAACAACCCCAACAAAAAUAUCCAUUAAUUAUCAUCCACAUAAUAAUUCACAUUUCCUGUUCCUGCAGGAUUAUUUUCCUGCUGUAGCAAACUGGCUCAAAUUAAGAUCCUACAUCUGUUUGUUGUUCCGAAGGCUUUUGUCAUGUCUUUUAUGAGCUAUACAACUUGCCCAUGUGAUUUGUUUUCAUCAUACUUUUAUCUCUGAAGUUGAUCCGCAAGGCAAUGUCAAACGGAGUUAAGAGUGGUCUAUUUAUUCAUAAAUAUUUACUCAUGCAUGUUUCUAUAUUAUCUGUUUGAAUGUACUGGUGAAUUGUCGUGUCUUGACCAAAACCCAUCUAAGCUGCAAUAUGUGUGUGUAGAACAAUGCUCUUUAUUCCCCAAUGCUUGUUAAUGUAUUUUAUAUUAUGCAAAGUGUUUCAUGUGUAAUGAGUUCAUAUGUCUAAAAUACAGCAAUUUUAUUAGCA
This is a messenger RNA of Oncorhynchus keta (chum salmon), 1627 nucleotides long. RefSeq lists its product as uncharacterized. The record is from RefSeq and is a predicted model, not a curated record. Bases 90 to 989 code for a protein of 299 amino acids. The transcript is spliced from 6 exons. Lineage: Eukaryota; Metazoa; Chordata; Actinopteri; Salmoniformes; Salmonidae.